AAAAGCUCCCUACCCCAAAACCGCUCCGUUCAUUUUGAAUUUGACUAGCGCGUCGUUCGGAACAGUUUAAUACGUUCAAGUCGCCUUAAUACGUUCGCUUUAAUUAUUGUGCUUUAGUGUUUCUUUUUAUUAUAAGUUAAGUGUUAAAAAUGAUUACUGGACAAUCCGUUGAAGAGCCCCAACCAAUCUCUCGUACCUACCAGUAUAGGAAGGUGAUGAAACCUAUGCUGGAACGUAAAAGGAGAGCUAGAAUCAAUAGAUGUCUUGAUGAGCUGAAGGAAUUGAUGGUGACAGCACUUCAAAGUGAAGGUGAAAAUGUUUCCAAGCUGGAAAAGGCUGAUAUUUUGGAGCUUACUGUACGUCACCUGCAUAAAUUAAAAAGACAGCAAAGGCUUAGUUAUAAUCCAGUGGUGGAUGCUGAUAGAUUCCGCGCUGGAUACACUCACUGUGCCAACGAAGUUUCUAGAUGUCUAGCAGCUACUCCUGGAGUGGAUAUCCAUUUGGGUACCAAACUCAUGACUCACUUGGGACAUAAACUCAACGAUUUGGAUAAGGUUUCGCCUUUGAUGAUCAAUGUGAGUAGCUCUUACACGCCUCCCGGCUCACCAAACCUUGAAGGCUCAGUGUCUUCGUAUACUCUACCUCUGACUCCGGCCUCCAGUACGACUUCUUCUAAUAGACAUACGCCUUCGCCAAAUCAACCAAUUGAUUGCAGUACCACCACUGGUCUUUUGAAGAUGGCCCUACACAAAGAGGAACAAGUGUGGAGACCAUGGUAGAUUGUAAAUAUAUUCAACAAAAUCUCACGACUAAUACAGUCUUUCCAAUGAUUUUAUAUAUUGACAAUAUUAUAAUGUAGUUAGUAGUGUCAUUUGCUCAACUGAUAAGAACUGAUCUCUUUUUUGAAGGGGUUAUUGAAAGCUUUAAUUUAGGUUAAUUGUAAAAAAUAUGUUUUUAUUAAUAAUUGUGAUAACAUGAUUCUUAUGUAAGCUAUUAGUGUGUACCUGUGAUCAAUUUAUAUUGGAGAAUAUAACGUAAUCAAAAAAUGUUUUCUGUAUAUUUGUUAAGUACAGAAUCAUGUAUUAUACGCUCGUCUGUGAUUGAAAAAAUGUGUAAUUUUUAAGUUUAAAAUAUUUUUUUGCAAUAAUAAAAUAUGAUUUGUUAUUGAAAAUAUA
Messenger RNA from Anthonomus grandis grandis, 1175 nucleotides. Its product is annotated as enhancer of split mbeta protein-like. NCBI's taxonomy places the organism in Eukaryota, Metazoa, Arthropoda, Insecta, Coleoptera, Curculionidae. Gene Ontology annotation, cellular component: nucleus. Bases 150 to 779 code for a protein of 209 amino acids. The record is from RefSeq and is a predicted model, not a curated record. Gene Ontology annotation, biological process: anterior/posterior pattern specification; regulation of transcription by RNA polymerase II; regulation of neurogenesis. The transcript has a single exon. Gene Ontology annotation, molecular function: RNA polymerase II cis-regulatory region sequence-specific DNA binding; DNA-binding transcription factor activity, RNA polymerase II-specific; protein dimerization activity.